Messenger RNA from Erinaceus europaeus (western European hedgehog), 1728 nucleotides. RefSeq names its product chromosome unknown C19orf44 homolog (gene CUNH19orf44). The record is from RefSeq and is a predicted model, not a curated record. The coding region runs from base 226 to 1590 and encodes 454 amino acids. Lineage: Eukaryota; Metazoa; Chordata; Mammalia; Eulipotyphla; Erinaceidae. The transcript has 7 exons.
CGAGCGGCCGGCGAGGGAGGAAGUGGGGGGUGGGGACCCCGAGAGGGGCCGGGGGUGCUUCCGGGCCUCGCUUUCCCGCUCGCGACUCGCUGUCGGGGAGCGGGGCUUGAGGAGGCGACAGGGGUCGGGCUCCGAGCCGCCCGCAGGUUGUCCCCCCAGGAAGAAAGUGGGGGACCCCGACUGGCAGCGGAGCCAGCAGGUGGGGCAGGUUCUCCAGGGUCCAGGAUGUCUUCCCUGAGGACCACCCGGCGUCCAGGGCCCCGUGUCUGGGCCGAGCCCCCGGCCGGCGCCUUGAACGCCAGACGCCUGAGAACUGACCGGAGUCUGAGCCCCAGCCGCUUUCUGACCCGCAGCCUGGCCCCGGGUGCGAGGCGGGCGCCCGCGGAAGGGCCGGGGGCCACGGCCUCCAGGCUCCGGACCGACGCCGCCCUCUCCCGCCUGGCCCGGAUUCAGAGCCGGAUCCUGAGCCGCCGGGGGGCGCACGGAGGGACCCCGGACUCCGCCCCGGACCCCCAGAGCCCCCCCGGGAGCCCGGCAGCCGCCGGCGACAGCAGGAGGUUCCUGAAGCGGCGUCCCCCGGCCGAGCAGGACGGCCCACCAGCGGCACAGCUGGGACUGACGGGGCCCCCCGACAGCGACGAGGAGGACGCGAGGGGGAUGCCGGGGAGCCCGGCAGAACCUUCUGGAAGCAGUGAGACCCCCGGGCCCCAGGCCAGCCCCGGCCACCAGGACCGGGCCGCCCCGCCCCCCCGGCCCCCCAGCCGGCCGAGCUCCCCCCAGACCCCGGGCCCCUGCACGGAGUCCCCCUCCUUCUGCAGCGCCGUGUGGGAGCCCCGGAGCGGCGGGUCCCCAUCCGCAGCCUCUGAUGACAGCCUCCAGGACUUCCGGCCCCGCGUCCUCACCAUGGAGGAUCUGGACGCCCCGUCCCCCGGUCCGGCCGGGGCCUGGGGGCCGCAGGAAAGCCCCCCGCCCCGCGACCCCGCCCCAUCCCCACGGCCUCCGCGACCCCGCUCAGCGCCCCAGGAGGCCGGCGCCCCGGCAGAGACGCCCCCCGAGGGCCCCCCGACAGCCAGCGAGGUGUCCGAGCGCCUCAGCCCGCCACCCGGCUCCCGCUCGAGCUCCCGGGGCUCGGAGGCCACGUCCAGUUGGGGGGCGCCCUCCAGCCCGAGCCCCCCCAGCCCCAGCUCCUCGUCCGGGAGGCGGCGGGCCCCCCGCGUCCGCCUGAGGGACUCGGCCGUGCAGACCCUCGGGCCCUCCCCGGCCCCCCCAUGGACGCAGGAGCCCCCCUGCCCGGCCCUGGGUGCCGCCUACGUGGACCCCGUGCCUGUGGCCGGACAGCUGCUGAGCGCCGACGCCUUGGAGGCCCUGAGCGCCCGCAGCCCGGCGGCGCUGGCCCUGCACGAGCUCCUGCGGCAGCAGCUGAACCUGACCCGCGGCUUCGUGGACGCCAGCCGCCGGCUGCACGCCGCCCUGCUGCGGGGCCUGGACGCCGAGGACUGGUGCUACCACAGCCUGGAGGAGGCGCGGGAGUUCAUCCGCCAGCACCGGCCGGGACGGCCGGGCGAGCGGCGUGGAGGCGGUGCCGGCUGAGCUGACUUCGGGUGGGACAGAAAGGGCUUUAUUGGAGCGGAGCGGACUGACGGGACGGACGGGACACGCCGAGAGGCGGGAGGCGGCAGCGGGGCUCCUGGCGGGGAAUCGACCACCCCCGCGGAGAAGUGCCGGGAC